ACGUAACUCAAUACUAAUAUUAAUUAUCUUUAAUAAUAAUGUAGGUGCGUUGACAAUAAAUAUUUUUAAUAAAAAUCAUGUCUACAACAUCUUCAAAUCGCCGAAAUGGAGCACAAAAAAUACGUUUAACAAUUUUGUGUGCACGGAAUUUGGCGAGAAAGGAUUUAUUUCGCCUCCCAGAUCCUUUUGCUAAGAUUUCUGUUGAUGGAAGUGGUCAGUGUCAUUCGACGGAUACAGUGCGUGCUACAUUAGAUCCGAAAUGGAAUUGUCAUUAUGAUUUAUUUUUGGGACGUGGGGAUAAUAUUACGAUAAGUAUAUGGAAUCAUCGAAAAAUUCAUAAAAAGCAAGGUGGUGGUGGAUUCCUUGGAUGUGUUCGAAUUCUUGCACACACAAUACAAAGACUGAAAGAUACCGGUUACCAACGAUUGGAUUUGUGUAAAGCGUCCAUUGAAGAUCCUGAGCCUGUUAAAGGACAAAUCAUAAUAUCAUUACUUUCACGAGAUGGGCCUUGUGGUAAUACCCAAUUAGCUGUCGUAGGUCCAUUAGGGGAAUUACGUGGCCCUCCUGAAAUCAGCAAUGAAUUACCACCCGGUUGGGAAGAACGUCGAACCAGUAACGGUCGUUUAUAUUACGUCAACCAUAUCACAAAAUCAACGCAAUGGAUACGACCUGUAUUAAAUAAUUUACGUGUCGGUCGUGAACGUUCCUGUAUCGAACUAACACGAACCAAUCGUAAUACCGAUAGUGAUCAUCAUCGUGGCAGUGAUACUGAAAGACAAGUCAAUGGCAAUGAUCAUUCCAGAACUAGUGAAAAUUCCGUAAUAUCUAGAACCGAUAAUAAUGUUAGAUUAAGUAGUAAUAUAGAACAAUACAAUCGGGUAUUGCAAAUUGGUAGCAACGAAUCGAAUGAGGUAUCAUCGAAAACAGAACCAACAGUAGUGAAUAAAAUUAACACAGAACAUUCACAAGAAAGUUCUGGACAAAAUCAUCCACGAAAUAAUGUAAUUGUGUGUUCACCAAUAAAUCAAAUUCAAAAUUGUGAUAAUAAUGCUUUAGUUUUAAGUUCGUCAACGCAAAAACAAACUCCAGUUAAUAAUAAAAAUGUGCAUUUAACAAAUGGUAAUACGUCACAAGAUGUAUCACGUAAUCGAAUAAGUACUGAUCUAGAUGUCGCCACCGAUGUCGUUUUAGAUACUGAACGCACACCAAGAAAUUCAAUAAAUUCGCCUGGUACUAGUACAACUCCAAAUGAAAGUGUCCAAACACCUACCACAGGACCAAUUUCAUCUCCAAACACACCAUGUCCAAUGAGCCCAGAAGUGAAUUCGCCAGCAACUCCAGCCAGCUCACGAGAACAACGGCGACGUAGUAAUGAUGGUGAUAAUCGUGCGACAGGUGGUGGAAUAAGACGUGCUCGACCACAGAGAGUACGUUCUGGCGGUGCUGUAGCUGGUUUAGUUAAUAGUCCGGGAAGUCACAAUUUACACGUGCUCACGCCAACAAAUCCUGUUGGAGGACCACAUAUAGCAAAAUUAGAUUUACCACCCGGAUAUGAAUUGCGUACUACUCAACAAGGACAAGUUUACUUUCAUCAUAUACCGACAGGUGUUUCUACAUGGCAUGAUCCAAGAAUACCACGAGAUUUAGCACCAAAAGGAUUGGCCCUUGAUCAAUUAGGUCCUUUACCACCUGGGUGGGAAAUGCGCCAAACUGCAUCAGGUCGUGUUUAUUUUGUUGAUCAUAAUAAUCGAACCACACAAUUUACUGAUCCCAGAUUGAAUGGACGUAUUUUAUCGAAUUUGAUUAAACAGAAUCGCCCACAAAAUAAUACCCAAAAUGCUGCUUCUAGUGGACCAUCAAGUAACAAUUUUACACCUACCCCUGGUACCUCUCGUACUGAAUCUACGAAUAACAAUCAAAUUGAGAAUGCUGCUAAUGGAACAACUGAUUUACCACAAGAUGCUGAAUUAUUACCCAAAUAUCGUCGCGAUUUAGUCGGAAAAAUACGUGCAUUAAGAGCUGAAUUAACAGCUUUACAACCACAAAGUGGACACUGUCGGCUAGAAGUUUCACGAACGGAAAUAUUUGAGGAAUCAUAUCGACUUAUUAUGAAAAUGAGACCGAAGGAUAUGCGCAAACGGUUAAUGGUUAAAUUUCGUGGUGAAGAAGGCCUUGACUAUGGUGGUGUUGCUCGUGAAUGGUUGCAUUUAUUGUCCCGGGAAAUGUUAAACCCACAGUAUGGAUUGUUUCAAUAUAGUAGAGAUGAUCAUUAUACGUUGCAAAUCAAUGCCGAUUCUGGAGUUAAUCCUGAACAUUUAUCGUAUUUUCAUUUUGUUGGACGAAUUUUGGGAAUGGCUGUAUUUCAUGGACAUCAUUUAGACGGAGGUUUUACGACACCUUUUUAUAAGCAAUUAUUAAAUAAACCUAUUACACUUGGUGAUAUUGAAGGUGUUGAUCCGGAGCUUCAUAGAAGUCUCACUUGGAUGUUGGAAAACAACAUCGAAGGUGUUAUUGACACGACAUUUAGCGUGGAGUGUUGUAGUUUUGGUGCAGUAAUAACACAUGAGCUACGCCCUGGCGGUGCAGCUAUUCCUGUUACAGAACAGAACAAAAAGGAUUAUGUGAGGCUAUACGUAAAUUAUCGUUUUAUGCGUGGUAUCGAGCAACAAUUUUUAGCAUUACAAAAAGGUUUUAGUGAACUUAUUCCAAGUGCUCUACUAAGACCAUUCGACGAACGUGAGUUGGAGCUUGUGAUAGGUGGUAUUAGUAGUAUUGAUGUCGCUGAUUGGAGACAACAUACUCGAUUAAAACAUUGUACUCCAGAUACACAAGUUGUACAAUGGUUUUGGCAGGCUGUGGAAUCAUAUUCAGAAGAAAUGCGAGCACGUUUAUUACAGUUUGUAACUGGUUCAUCGCGUGUUCCUUUACAAGGUUUUCGUGCUUUACAAGGGUCAACGGGUGCGGCAGGUCCACGACUUUUUACUAUACAUUGUGUUGAUGUUCCUCCAGAUAAUUUACCUAAAGCACAUACAUGUUUUAAUCGUAUCGAUAUUCCACCGUACGAUAGUUAUCAAAAACUUCUUGAUAAACUAACGCAAGCUGUUGAAGAGACAUGUGGUUUUGCUGUUGAAUAGAUUUCAGCUACGAAUAAUUAUAAUUUUAUUAUACAUCACAUCUUGUAAGUAAUAAUAUUUAUUACGAAUUUAAGGAUAAGAAAGGUUCACGAAGGAUCACAAAUAUACGUAUAUUUAGGUGUUUAAAUUCCUGAAAAGCCUUUGCGUUGAUUUCGACUUUUAAAUCUUAUCUAUUUUCACAGCAUAUAAAUUGGUGUGAAAAGUACCAUGUUUAUAUAGUUAUACCACUUUUCCACCUGGGGAAGUUUUUUAAUCAUAUUGACACAAUUCACUAGCAUAUCCUAUAUAUUUAUAUUGAA
Messenger RNA from Chrysoperla carnea, 3433 nucleotides. RefSeq names its product E3 ubiquitin-protein ligase SMURF2 (gene Smurf). The transcript is spliced from 7 exons. The coding region runs from base 78 to 3134 and encodes 1018 amino acids. Gene Ontology annotation, biological process: ubiquitin-dependent protein catabolic process; negative regulation of BMP signaling pathway. Gene Ontology annotation, molecular function: protein binding; ubiquitin protein ligase activity. The record is from RefSeq and is a predicted model, not a curated record. Lineage: Eukaryota; Metazoa; Arthropoda; Insecta; Neuroptera; Chrysopidae.